UUUUCUUGUUUAUGCAAUACAAAUAAACAAAUACAAACAAGGGUUGAAUAUUUUCAUCGUCUUUUCAAGGUCAAUUUACAAUUUGAUGUGUACAUAUGAUGAUGUAAGGGGGUAAAUAAUAUCGCCUACGAUAUUUAUCAAAUCAAAUCAUUUAUAAACGCCAACACCUGCAAACGUGUCUGCAAUCAAGCUUUUUUUUUGCAAGUUACUCAAUGAUUCAUUCGAUUCUUACAAAACGUUUGGAAAAUUUUUCCAAUCGAAUCAUUUGAUUAAAGUGAUUCGAAAAAGACACCUGUUGAAUGUUUUGAUUCAUUUUUUGUUUGUUUGUUAUUGAAUUUCUUUCGUUUGAUUUGAUUUUAGUAGUUUUUUUUCCCGGUUAAAAAACAAACACGAUGGCACCGAAAAAAGCAAUCGGUAUUGAUCUUGGUACUACAUAUUCAUGUGUUGGUGUAUUUCAACAUGGAAAAGUAGAAAUCAUUGCCAAUGAACAAGGAAAUCGUACAACACCAAGUUAUGUGGCAUUUACCGAUACUGAAAGAUUGAUUGGUGAUGCGGCAAAAAAUCAGGUUGCAAUGAAUCCAACCAAUACUGUUUUCGAUGCAAAACGUUUGAUUGGUAGACGUUUUGAUGAUCAAUCCGUACAAUCGGAUAUGAAACAUUGGCCAUUUAAAGUGGUGAAUGAAAAAGGAAAACCAAAAAUUCAAGUUGAAUAUAAAGAUGAAAUGAAAAGAUUUUUUCCGGAAGAAAUAUCUUCAAUGGUAUUGAUAAAAAUGAAAGAAGUGGCUGAAGCUUAUCUUGGUACAACUGUAAAUGAUGCAGUCAUAACGGUGCCAGCAUAUUUCAAUGAUUCACAACGUCAAGCAACUAAAGAUGCUGGUACUAUUGCCGGAUUGAAUGUAUUACGUAUAAUAAAUGAACCAACAGCAGCUGCUAUAGCAUAUGGAUUGGAUAAAAAGAAAACUGAUAAACAUGAAAGAAAUGUGCUCAUAUUUGAUCUUGGUGGUGGAACAUUCGAUGUAUCCAUUCUUGUCAUUGAUGGUGGUAUAUUUGAGGUAAAAUCAACUGCUGGUGAUACACAUUUAGGUGGUGAAGAUUUCGAUAGUCGUUUGGUUAAUCAUUUUGUGGAAGAAUUUCGUAGAAAAAAUCAUAAAGAUUUAACAACAAAUAAACGUGCACUUCGACGUUUACGUACCGCUUGUGAACGUGCAAAACGUACAUUAUCAUCAUCAACACAAACAACGAUUGAAAUUGAUUCAUUAUUUGAUGGACAAGAUUUCUAUUCCAAUAUAACUCGUGCACGUUUUGAAGAACUUUGUCAUGAUUUAUUUCGAUCAACACUUGGACCAGUAGAAAAAGCAUUGACUGAUGCUAAAUUGGAUAAAUAUCAGAUUGAAGAAAUUGUUCUGGUUGGUGGUUCGACAAGAAUACCAAAAAUACAGAAAUUAUUAUCAGAAUUUUUCGGUGGUAAAGAAUUGAAUAAAUCGAUUAAUCCAGAUGAAGCGGUAGCAUAUGGAGCAGCAGUACAGGCAGCCAUUCUGAUUGGUGAUAAAUCGGAUACAGUUAAAGAUUUACUUUUGUUGGAUGUAACACCAUUAUCUUUGGGCAUUGAAACGGCCGGUGGUGUAAUGUCCAUAUUGAUCAAACGUAAUACAACAAUACCGGCUAAACAACAGCAAACAUUCACAACAUAUUCGGAUAAUCAAUCCGGUGUUACCGUACAGGUAUAUGAAGGUGAACGUGCAAUGACCAAAGAUAAUAAUCUAUUGGGACGAUUCGAUUUGAAUGGUAUACCACCGGCACCACGUGGUGUGCCACAGAUUGAAGUUCAAUUCGAUAUUGAUGCCAAUGGUAUUCUACAUGUAUCGGCACAGGAUAAAAGUACUGGUAAACGUAAUAAUAUCACCAUUACAAAUGAUAAAGGACGAUUAUCAAAACAAGAGAUUGAUAAAAUGAUUAAAGAUGCUGAACGUUUCAAAGAUGAAGAUGAACAACAACGUGAACGUGUUAUAUCCAAAAAUAAAUUAGAAUCAUAUGCUUAUCAUUUACGAAAUAUUAUUGAAGAUGAUGAACAAAUUCGUUCGAAAAUUUCUCAAUCAGAUAGGGAUAAAAUUGUGGAUAAAGUAAAAAAUACAAUCUCAUGGAUGGAUGCAAAUCAAUUGGCAAGUAAAGAAGAAUUUGAAUAUCGUUAUAAAGAAUUGGAAAAUGUUUGUCGUCCGAUCAUGUCGAAAUUGUAUCGAACAAAUGGUGGUGGUAGUAGUGGUGGUGGUGGUGGUGAUGAUGGACCAAAAAUUGAAGAAGUUGAUUGA
Dermatophagoides farinae (American house dust mite) is the source of this 2306-nucleotide messenger RNA. RefSeq names its product heat shock-related 70 kDa protein 2. Gene Ontology annotation, molecular function: ATP binding; ATP-dependent protein folding chaperone. The record is from RefSeq and is a predicted model, not a curated record. Lineage: Eukaryota; Metazoa; Arthropoda; Arachnida; Sarcoptiformes; Pyroglyphidae.